ACAGAGCUGUGUACAGUAGUCAUUUAUUCGAGAGAGGGUAUGUGUCAAUUCUAGAGAGAAAUCGGGAAAAAAGAUGGAGAGAGGGAGGAGUGUUUCAGAAGCUCACUGCUUCGCUGAUUUUGAGGCAUGUAGAGAGAGAGAGGGGAGAGAGGGAGGAGUACUACACAAGUUUCACAGGCCCACAUUUAUAUUGUAUUAGGGCCUCCUCUCUUCAACAUCAGUCUCGCUGAAAGUUUCCUGAGCUCUCUCAGAGAAAUCCCCAGGUGUUUUGAGAUAAUGUUGAGGAAGAGAACCAGGUCACUCCAGAAGGAUCAACACCUCAUGGAUCAUGUAGCAAACCCUGAUGCUAAUUCGGACUACUAUUUUCAGUUUCAAUCUCUGGGGAGAAACAUCAAAAGCAAUUCAAUUUUCAAUGCACCUCGCGUGUUCGUAGGUCUGGGUCCUAAGGGCUUACUAGAUUCUGAUUCAGUUAGGAGCCCAACAUCUCCACUUGAUUCUAGGGUCCUGUCAAACUUAGGAAGCGCAGUUAGAUCCCCAAGAUCAUCUCCCCAUGAGGGGAAUCAAAAGAGCUGGGAAUGCGGCAAAGUAGGCCUAAGCUUAAUAGAUUCUUUGGAAGAUUGUCCUAGACUUUCUGGGAAAAUUCUCCGACCAUCAGAGAGUAAGAAUCUUAGUCUCGGUCCAAAACCGAGGGUGAAAAUCCCAAAUUGUCAACCCUAUACUGAUUUUGAGGCAUCUAAAUCCUUACCCAAGGAUUUUUGUAAGCCUCCUUAUAGUAAGAGUGGGUCUAUUUCUGGCAAGGGCGAAUCAAAGGUUCUUUUUGAAAUUGGAGAACCCCACCAAGAGAUUGAGCCAUUUGGGAAAAGUAGGUCUUGUUCUUUGGACUCCUGCAGUCCAUUGAAAAUCCUGUCUGGUUUAAAUCAUUCAAACAUUGAUUCCAUCUCUGAGAUUACGAUGAAAAAUAUGAUCACCCGAGUGAACUCUCCCCCUUUUUUUAACGGAGGAAGCCAGAACUCAAGCACCUUAUCUCAUACAGAAUUCGACUCAAAACCUUCAUCCAUUUGCACAUCAAAUGAAUUUGUUGGUUCUUUAUCUGCUGGUGAGAUUGAACUUUCUGAGGACUACACGUGUGUAAUUUCCCGUGGUCCUAACCCAAAAACUACUCAUAUUUUCGGGGACUGCAUUCUGGAAACUCACUCUAGUGGUUUUGGAACCCAUAGUAAGAACAGAGAAGGGGAUGAUGGAGUACUGCCCAAUGUGGUCAACAGCUUACAAACUCCAAACCAAUAUCCCUCUAGUGACUUUUUGAGUUUCUGUAACCAUUGCGACAAGAAACUGGAAGAGGGGAAAGAUAUUUAUAUGUACAGAGGCGAAAAAGCAUUUUGCAGUUUAAGUUGCCGUGCUCUGCAGAUCAUGAUUGACGAGGAACUUGAGAAGAAAUCAAAUCCAUCUUCUGUUAAUUCUUCUCCAAAACCAGAAAAUAGUGAGGAACUUGUUGGAACUGGCAUUUUCACAGCUGCCUAGAGAGGCUUUUUCUGCCACACCCACCAUGGCCUUGACAGUGGUGGACGCAGCUGAUCAUCUGUUCAUAGAAGAGCUGUUUUAUGUGCAUCAAUCAGCAGCCAUGGAUGAUCAUUUUGUACAUCAUUGCGUUUGCCAUUGGUGUUUCAGCUUUCAUGCUCGUGGUGGAUUAUUAUGGCUUUUGGACGGCUAGUUUUGGUUUUCAUAUAACUAGAGAUAAUAUGUUAUCAGACUUACUGAUGCUGGUUGCUUAUCACCCUUAAGGGUUGAGGCUGAUUUUUCUGGCUUCCCCUUCUAUUCAAUUUACCUCGUAUUACCUCUACAUUGUGUCAAAAAUCAAUGUAUACUAUCUGGACCUGUUUUUGGCCGAACGAUACAUGUGAUCUUAGCAGAGUACUAUACAAUCACUGUAUUUCUAA
Messenger RNA from Prosopis cineraria, 1937 nucleotides. RefSeq names its product FCS-Like Zinc finger 10-like. Lineage: Eukaryota; Viridiplantae; Streptophyta; Magnoliopsida; Fabales; Fabaceae. The record is from RefSeq and is a predicted model, not a curated record.